GAACACCACAGCAACCCCUUACCGAAAUGGGAGUUUUGCGUUAGCCAGGGCGGGUGGCUAACUAGUUAGCCAUUUGAAAGACAGCAGCUGUCGUGGCUAGUUAUUUUUACCACAUUACCUACAAAAAUACUCAACAACUAUCGGUUGUAUUGCCCUAUUUUAGCCAGCUAACCACUUUGAAUGUAUAAAUCGAUCAUCAAGUUGGAGAAUCAAUACGACUUAGAGCUACAUAGUCUACCGUUAGCUAGAGCUAACUGGUUCAUUUGAGUUACAGUAUGUUCCAGUGUUAGCUAAGUAGCUUAGCCAGCUAGCUAAUGUGGUUGCAAGACAACAGCAGCAUUGAUGAGGCAAUCCAACCUUGGAUUAUCAACUGUAACGCUGUUCUUUCUGGGCUUCGCUGUCUAUAGAUUGGAUUUAGCCUUAAGAAAUUCCGAAAUAUACCACAGAAUGACAGAUGAUGUCGUUCUGCUGAAUGUACCCGUCAUUCGGCAAUUGUACCACUGGGACUGCGGGUUAGCUUGCUCAAAAAUGGUGUUGAAAUACCUCCACCCUGUCAGUGAUGAGGAGUUUCAAAGUGCUUGUUGGGAGCUGAAGUUGACAGAGAGUGUGUGGACCAUUGACCUGGCCUACCUCAUGAACCAGCUUGGAGUCCAGCACCGCUUUUGCACUCAGACCCUGGGCGUAGACAAAGGGUUCAAGAAUCAGUCCUUCUACAAGAAACAUUUUGACACUGAAGAAGACAGAGUGAAUGAGCUCUUUAUGAAGGCUGAGAGUAAAGGCGUGGUGGUAAAUAAAUGCUCUGUGACCAUUCAGGAAAUCCAGGACCAUCUUGAACAGGGCAAUGUGGCCAUAGUUCUGGUCAAUGCAGUGGUUCUUAUGUGUGAACUCUGCUCAUCGCCUGUCAAGUAUUGCUGCUUCCUCCCUGUGGGUCAGAAGUGCUUCUGCCGGAAGCCAGAAUACCAGGGUCACUUUGUAGUCGUGAGUGGCUUCAACCGAGGCACAGGCUGCAUCUUCUACAACAAUCCUGCAUAUUCAGAUCGAGUGUGCUGCACCAGCGUUAGUAAUUUCGAAGAGGCUCGAAGGAGCUAUGGCACGGACGAGGACAUCCUGUUCGUUUUCAAGGAGAGCUGAUUGGCUCAGGGAAUGUGACAUAGCUGAACUAUACAUCACGCUAGUGUUCCAUCUAGACUGUGAUGGCACACCAGUCUGCAGGUCUCCAGCAUGGGACCUUUGGCUCCAACUCAAGCCAAGUGUUGAAGAUCCCUGUGGGCUCUUCUCUCUUAGUGCUGCCAUGGCUGACCACUACUAGAAUAACCACAACACCCGCUGCAGUCACUACACCUGUUUGGUUCACAUAGCCGCUGGCAUUUGAUGCGUAGGGAAGUAACAGCUGGAAAGCUCUGGAACACAAGUUCUUUUUUUGUUUGUUUGUUUAACUUGGGUGGAGAUGCUAUAUAGAAUGAAUUCAUUUUGACUUUCUCCCUGUCACGUUUAUUAAGUCCAAUCCACCAGAUAAACUGUGAGCAGACACCAGAUUGCUUAGUCUGUGUAAAUGAAAUGCUUUUUUCCAAGCAUAAGCAUGGAGAACAGAAAGCAAGAAGGGCCGAUGGCAACAUUGUGCACCUUCAAUGGAUUUGUAUAAUGUCAUGUUUAGUGUAAUUCUCAAGGGUUUGUGUGUGGCAGCAAUCCCUGUCCUUCACUAGCUUUUCAUAUUUUAUAAACUACUACUUUGUGUUGGUGCAAUAUAACGUACAAAUAGGAAGGAUAGGGAGAAAUUGUCUUGAGACUCAGGUAAUGUACAUCCAUAACUGUGUGUGUGUUAUAUAACAAUAACAAAUCAAGUGGCAAGCUAAUUUACUUGAUGCAAUACAUCAAGCUGUUUCAUGAAUAUAUAUGGCUAGUAUACAGGUCAUCUCCAUAAACCAUAGUCUGAUCAGUACAUGCUUUCUUACUGUGUGCAAAGAAAAAGAACAGUCCAUGACCAGUUCAUCUACAAAAGUAUUAAACAGUACAAUAAUAAAGUAUUUAAACAUGUUUUAAGUACAUGCAUUUAAAAUGGGUUCCCUUUACAAGUUUGUGCACUGCGUGUGUAAACACUAAAAUACAAAUAUGAAAUGGAGAUUAGGUAACAAAACAUUUUAGCAUCAUGGGAUAAGUUAUUGCACUCUGGAUUUGUACCAGCCAUAAUUGUGUUAAUUUAAUACUCAAUUUGACCAUUGUUUUUUGGUUUAAAUAGGAAGGUAGCUAAUUAUUUUUUGUUACAAAACAAAUAGAAUGUUUUCAAUGCCAACCUUAAUUUUUUAUGAAAUAUAUGAUUGCAUUUGCGCAUUGUAAUCAAUAAAGGUUCAUUGAGGGUGCUUCUCAACUG
Osmerus eperlanus (European smelt) is the source of this 2368-nucleotide messenger RNA. It is a transcript of the gene gucd1, whose product is annotated as guanylyl cyclase domain containing 1. Lineage: Eukaryota; Metazoa; Chordata; Actinopteri; Osmeriformes; Osmeridae. The record is from RefSeq and is a predicted model, not a curated record. The transcript has 6 exons. The coding region runs from base 343 to 1131 and encodes 262 amino acids.